GAACUUUUUAAAAAUGAAGAAGACUGUGAUAAAAUCUUGCUUUACAUUAAAUCUGAACCACAUGUUGAGUUUUGCGAUGAGGAGGAAAAUGUACCAUUUAUUAAAGAAAUUUUAGAGAAGGUUAAAACGAAUUGGAAUGACAACAUUCAGAAUAUGAUUAAAGAAAUAGAGA
Molecule: messenger RNA, 172 nt
Organism: Dentiscutata erythropus
Lineage: Eukaryota; Fungi; Glomeromycota; Glomeromycetes; Diversisporales; Gigasporaceae
Source: the annotation of a GenBank genome assembly